Aspergillus thermomutatus is the source of this 828-nucleotide messenger RNA. RefSeq names its product putative para-hydroxybenzoate-polyprenyltransferase Coq2. NCBI's taxonomy places the organism in Eukaryota, Fungi, Ascomycota, Eurotiomycetes, Eurotiales, Aspergillaceae. The record is from RefSeq and is a predicted model, not a curated record. Bases 1 to 828 code for a protein of 275 amino acids. The transcript has a single exon. Gene Ontology annotation, cellular component: mitochondrial inner membrane. Gene Ontology annotation, biological process: ubiquinone biosynthetic process. Gene Ontology annotation, molecular function: 4-hydroxybenzoate polyprenyltransferase activity.
AUGGCAUCGUCUGCCACACCUAUGCAGAUUCUUGGCACUACUGGUCUGUUUUUCACGGGUGCAUUAAUCAUGAGAGGCGCCGGUUGUGCGAUCAAUGAUCUAUGGGACAGGAAUCUGGACCCGUAUGUCGAACGCACAAAAUUUCGGCCGAUUGCGCGAGGUGCCCUAUCUCCUAAGAAAGCAUUGAUUUUCACCGGUUCCCAACUUCUAGCCGGACUAGCUGUCCUGCUACAAUUUCCCUCCCAGUGUCUCUGGUACGGUAUUCCCAGCCUCCUGUUGGUGACGACAUAUCCUCUCGCCAAGCGCGUCACUUACUACCCACAGGCUGUUCUGGGUCUCACAUUCUCAUGGGGCGCUAUCAUGGGAUUUCCAGCGCUGGGUGUCGAUCUUCUCAGCAACCAUGCUGCUUUGGAAGCCGCAGCAGCCUUGUAUUCUAGCUGUGUUGCCUGGACAGUGCUGUACGAUAUGAUCUACGCACAUAUGGACAUUAAAGACGAUGUCGCCGCGGGGAUCAAGUCAAUUGCCCUUCGGCAUGAGCAUAACACCAAGACAGUCCUUGCUGGUCUGGCGGCAGUUCAAGUAGCGCUGCUCGCUACUGCAGGAGUAGCAGCAGGUGCUGGACCCAUCUUUUUUGUCGGCACCUGCGGCAGUGCAGCCGUUUCCCUCGGUAUCAUGAUUUGGAAGGUUCAAUUGAAGAAUAUCAAAAACUGCUGGUGGUGGUUCAAGAACGGAUGUUUGCUGACUGGGGGCGGCAUCACUUUGGGGAUGUUCUUUGAGUAUAUAGCUCAAACCUCUGGCCUGUAUAAAAGCGACAGUGACGAACAUUAA